This is a messenger RNA of Gongylonema pulchrum, 231 nucleotides long. NCBI's taxonomy places the organism in Eukaryota, Metazoa, Nematoda, Chromadorea, Rhabditida, Gongylonematidae. The record is from the annotation of a GenBank genome assembly.
AUGUUGUCGAACUACGAAGCGACAAGCUGUGAUAUUGUUUGGAUGGACGCAUCGGCUGUUAUCAACCUCAGCAAUAACAGCAGAAGCAAUUGUUUGGUGAACAACAUCGGAACACGGAAAUGGAGGCAGCUGGUGCCAGGAUGUGAAGCAGCUCAGGAGCUGCCCCAGGUCGGUUCAAAGAACACAUUUUGUAAGUGGAAGACCGGAGCUUCGACUUGGCCUGCACAUUGA